AUGAAUUUAUUCACCCAUACUAAUUUUGCAAAAGCAGCUACCUUAUCCACAGGCAUAGCCAUAGGCUACGUCACAAGAAACCCAGACAAAGAACGUGCUUGGGAAGUGUAUCCGUGUUUCACACAGAAAAACUAUGCUUAUAUAUCCCUCUACGAUGUUACUAAACACAAUGUACAGUUGUUUGAGAAGCGAAUUAAAUGUUUAACUCGCUACUUACAGACUCAGAGAGGUUAUGGUUACACGCGAUUAAUUAAACUGCCAGAAGAAUUUGGUGUGGUUAAAUAUGUAGGUGUAAGUACGUGGUAUAGUGGAGACUUGAUGAAAAAGGGGGUGGAAAACAGUUUUUCCCAGAAGAUGAUAAGCAAGCUACCUAUUGAAAACCACUACAACGCCGUAUCUUAUAAGGUGGUCGUAGACGAUUCUGAAUAUGUGCAUGAAGUAUAA
Molecule: messenger RNA, 444 nt
Organism: Babesia microti strain RI
Lineage: Eukaryota; Apicomplexa; Aconoidasida; Piroplasmida; Babesiidae
Product: conserved Plasmodium protein, unknown function
Exons: 2
Coding region: 1-444 (147 amino acids)
Source: RefSeq, a predicted model, not a curated record